Molecule: messenger RNA, 549 nt
Organism: Anisakis simplex (herring worm)
Lineage: Eukaryota; Metazoa; Nematoda; Chromadorea; Rhabditida; Anisakidae
Source: the annotation of a GenBank genome assembly
AUGGUAACCGAUUAUGUUCCGGUGUUCAGAGAUCGAUUAUGUCGACCUUUGGUUGAGCGAGAAAACGAUGGAAUAAGCGAUGUGAUUGCGAUGUAUGAAGAGUACGAUUUCACACGCGAAGAUUCUGAAGCAAUUGCUGAGUUGGCUGUAUGGCCUGGAAUGAAGGACCCCGGUGCGAAAAUACAGUCAAAGGUGAAAGCGGCCUUAACUCGAGCGCUCAAUAAGGAGCAUCGUUUACUGCCGUAUGCAGUUGAUGAGGUUUCAAAAGGACGUCGGAAGGGAGCUGUUGAUGCGGUGGGCGUUGAAAUGGAACUCGAUGAGGAAGGGAAUUUGAUUGAAGUGGGUGCGAAUGACGAUGAUCCGAAUGAGGUGUCGGACGAUAAUGACGAAGAUGUAGGUGCGCAGUCAUCACAAUCGAAGGCGUCAACGAAGACUUCAGGCCGAUCAGCAAGAGGGGGUCGAGGUGGGAACGCUGUUGCCAAAACGACGGGCAGAGGUGCGGCGAGCUCUGGUCGAGGACGAGGCCGGGGUCGUGGUGCGAAAUCAUAA